GUUCGUCGAAUUAGCCCACCACCGCCGUCAUCGCCGCAGCCACGUAACCAGAACAAAGUGCGUAGUCAUCGUCACGUACCACGUGCUGAUGGUGAAAAUGCAUCAUUUACAAGCAGUUCGCGGAUCGAGACAACUGUCGCUCAGGUUGUUGAAAAGGCUGCCGAGUAUGCACGACGAUAUGAUGAGAGCGCAUAUACCGAUGGUAAACAAACGAAAUACCGUGUUGCCGAUAUGAACAACACUGUGGUGAUCGCAGGCGGUAAUGAAGCAUUACUUGAAUACGAAGAAGAUGAUGAGCCCGAAUAUAAGAAGAUACGUCUUAUGAAUGACCAGGCCCUGACGAUAGAUUCGAGGCAAAUUGUGAACGCAGACGAGUUGCUGGUGAGUGAUUCGCCGAAGAACGAAGCGCAUUUGAGUUGCGAUUCGAAUGCACGAAUACACGCCGUGAAAGCUCGACAUGACAGAAUUGGCAAUAAUGUGUAUUUGGUAUCAGUCCCUGUUACAACGGAACCCGGAACCCAUGCGAUUGUUCAACAGCAACAUCAACAGCAGCAACAACAGCGACAACCAUCGCAUGCGGUGAUGUCUUUCGUACUUCUCUGGUUCUUGAUUGCCACUCUGGUGGGAUUGUUUCUGAGACAAGAAGAGAAGGAAUUUGAAUUUCUUCUGGAAUGGGAAGCGCCAUGGCCAGCACCACCAGUCCAGUUGGUGGACAGUGAUUCUGCACUGAUGGUCUGA
Molecule: messenger RNA, 738 nt
Organism: Gongylonema pulchrum
Lineage: Eukaryota; Metazoa; Nematoda; Chromadorea; Rhabditida; Gongylonematidae
Source: the annotation of a GenBank genome assembly